Physcomitrium patens is the source of this 897-nucleotide messenger RNA. Its product is annotated as NADH dehydrogenase [ubiquinone] iron-sulfur protein 4, mitochondrial. Gene Ontology annotation, biological process: electron transport chain. NCBI's taxonomy places the organism in Eukaryota, Viridiplantae, Streptophyta, Bryopsida, Funariales, Funariaceae. The record is from RefSeq and is a predicted model, not a curated record.
UGAGACAAUCACACUGUGUACUGUCGACGUUUCACGAGAGUUUGUUUUACGGACUCUUUUGUGAUUCGCGCUGAAUACGGUUGCAAUAGGACUUCGCUAUGGCGGUUCGCAGGUUGCUUCCCUCUGCACUUCGCUCUCGGAGCUUUUGCUCAUCCUCAGGUGGUCCUGCCCAAUUGAGCGGUGUUCAAGAAAUCGCUAAGCCGGCUUCGACCCAUGGUGAGAUUGGCGAAGUCUCUGGCAUUCCUGCAGAUCAACUUAAGCGCAAGGUGGUAAUUUAUUCUCCUUCCCGUUGUACUACGCAAUCAGGGCCGGCAACGGACAAAUGGAAAAUCAGCUUCGAAUCUGUUAACAAAUGGGAGAAUCCUUUGAUGGGCUGGACAUCAACAGGAGAUCCUUACCAAAGUGUUGGUGAGGCAUCUCUUAAUUUCGAUACCAAGGAAAGCGCAGUAGAUUUUGCCGAGAAGUAUGGCUGGCAAUACACGGUUCGGGAGCCUCACCAGGCUAUACUUAAGCCAAAGGCAUAUGCAGACAACUUCAAAUGGAAAGGCCCUGUUCCAGAGUAUGAUUAAUUCUAAUCAUCUCAGUAGUAGUUUUAAGACCUCUUGAUGCACCCCUUUUUCGAUUUUUUGCUCUUUAUAAGAAUUAAAACUACUCUGUUUGGUUUUAGACAUAGAUAAUACCAUAAUAAGAAAAACGUCUUUUUUUCAUGUGAUCAAGAACUCUCUGCGGAUGAUUUAAAAGCAGGUGUAGCAGCCGCAUGUAAGUGUGUGUAUGGUGAUUGGAAGUCACUGUCACUCGGUUAUUUACUUUGUUUAGUAAAAUCCUGAAAAUAUUGUUUUGACUUUUGAUCAAGAGUUUCCUAUUUUUUAAUGAUAAUACGCUACUGAAAUUUCCAUA